Messenger RNA from Betta splendens (Siamese fighting fish), 2869 nucleotides. It is a transcript of the gene pa2g4a, whose product is annotated as proliferation-associated 2G4, a. The transcript is spliced from 17 exons. The record is from RefSeq and is a predicted model, not a curated record. Lineage: Eukaryota; Metazoa; Chordata; Actinopteri; Anabantiformes; Osphronemidae. Bases 106 to 1281 code for a protein of 391 amino acids.
UCAUCGUAAAGUGGGCGGGGCCUGCAGGGCAGCGUGAGGCCGGUGUUAGCAGCGGCAGCGGCUGGAGCCGAGCUGAGUAGAGUUGUUUAAAAGGCAGCCGCCAACAUGUCUGACGAAGAGCAAGAGCAGACCAUAGCCGAGGAUCUGGUGGUCACCAAGUACAAGAUGGGGGGCGACAUCGCCAACCAGGCUCUUUGUCUGGUCAUGGAAGCAGCCAAACCCGGGGUCUCUGUUCUCAGCCUCUGUGAGAAGGGGGAUGACUACAUUAUGGCUGAGACUGGAAAGGUGUUUAAGAAGGAAAAGGAAAUGAAAAAGGGCAUUGCCUUUCCUACCAGCGUCUCAGUCAAUAACUGUGUGUGCCACUUCUCUCCCUUGAAGAGUGACCCUGACUACACACUUAAAGAUGGGGAUCUGGUCAAAAUAGAUCUAGGGGUUCACGUUGAUGGCUUCAUUGCCAAUGUUGCUCACAGCUUUGUUGUUGGAGCCAGUAAGGAGAAUCCCAUCACAGGCCGCCAAGCAGAUGUGGUCAAAGCAGCACAUCUGUGUGCAGAGGCAGCUCUUCGUCUGGUCAAACCUGGCAAUCAGAACACUCAAGUGACAGAAGCUUGGAACAAGAUUGCUCAGUCAUUCAAAUGCUCACCAAUUGAGGGAAUGCUUUCCCAUCAGUUAAAGCAACAUGUUAUAGAUGGAGAGAAAACCAUCAUUCAGAACCCAACAGAACAGCAAAGGAAGGACCAUGAAAAGGCCGAGUUUGAAGUACAUGAAGUUUUUGCUGUGGACGUCUUGAUUAGCACUGGAGAAGGGAAGGCUCGAGAUGGUGGUCUGAGAACCACCAUUUAUAAGCGUGAUCCCAACAAGCAGUAUGGGUUAAAAAUGAAAACAUCCCGUACAUUCUUCAGUGAAGUGGAGCGACGCUUUGACGCCAUGCCCUUCACUCUGAGGGCAUUUGAGGAUGAGGCCAAAGCUCGUAUGGGUGUGGUGGAGUGUGCCAAACACGAACUGCUACAGCCCUUCAGUGUCCUGCAUGAGAAAGAAGGAGAGUUUGUUGCUCAGUUUAAGUUCACAGUGCUGCUGAUGCCCAACGGGCCUCAUAGAAUCACCAGCGGACCUUUAGAUCCAGAGCUCUACAAGUCAGAGUUUGAAGUUCAGGAUCCAGAAUUAAGGACUUUAUUACAGAGCUCUGCAAGUCGGAAAACGCAAAAGAAAAAGAAAAAGAAGGCCUCAAAGAUAGCAGAAAAUGCCACAGUACAACCAACCGAGGGCACAGAAGCAGCAGAAUAAAACAAUACUGCCUUUUCACACUUGCAAGACCCCAAAGAGAAGCAACUGCUCCUUAAACCCAUAUUACAGUUAAAUUCAUACAUUAUACAUUUAACUGGAAAAUAAUUGGAUACUCGGAUGCAUAAAUCAUGAAUUUGUCUUCUAAAAUUCUUAUUUAUGUUGCUCAGUACUGUAUAUGACAGAAUAUGCAAUGUGAAUGAAUUGCAAUUGUUAUGUGAAAAAUCACUAACUUUGGAGUUUUACGAGUUUAUGGUUACAAAUAAUGUUUUUGGAUGAAACUGAGGUUAUAUCCACACUAGAUUUUUAUCCUUAAGAAAAGACUGAAAUAUUUUGAUUACAAGUGCAUAAAGAGCUUGAUCUUUAGGGAACAAAAUGCAUUUACUGCCAUUCUCCUUUACAUUUUAUGAGAAGAAAUCUAAAGGUUAUGUCUUUUCAAAGUUAUUUUUUAUUGGAGACUUUGCUAACUAAAGCCUGUCAACAUGUGUGAUGGUUGUCAUCCUGGGGUUGGAAAUUCAUUUCAGGUCUGCAAAGAUAUAGAUUUGUCAACUACUGAACACGAGUCAAGUAAAAUUCUGCUUCAUAGCUCAGUUGCUGGAUGAUGGAACUUUACACCUUAGUCAAUAAAAAUGUUUUCAUACAUUUGGUUUCUUUUUUUUUUAUCUUUUAGAUACACCUUAAUAAUAAUUCUAUGUUGAGUACUGUAUGAAGAGAUGUGGCUUAUACUGCAUUGUUUACAUGACUAUUAGGUGCUAUUUAAGGUUUUGCAUUAAAUACAUUAUAAAGUGCAAAACAUUUUUCACGAAAUGUGUAUGUACUAUAAACCCACAGCCCCUCAGGUUUGUGAUCCUUGGGGGAUGAGGAGAUACAGUACGGGUGUCGAUGCUCUCCACAGUAAGUCCUCUCCUUUCGGCUGUUCCCAUCAGGGGUCGCCACAGCAAGUCAUCCGCCUCUACACAACGCUCCACAAGAACAAUUAAAGUUACCGAUAGGCUAAAUAAAAUUUCUGGGAGCAUAGUGACCACAGAUAGCAGACAACGGGCUCCAUCGGAGUUGAACUGGACAACAAGUGCAACUUCGGUUUCGGUAAGUAUUAUCAAUUCAUGUUCUUUUUAGGUUGUUUUAGUUCAGCUGGAGCGAUUGGACUACAUUUCCCACAACAAGGAUAACAAAUCUAGGCGCCAAAAUAUGACGUAAAUUCUGUAUAAAAGCCUCUCUCUUUCGUCGUCACAUCCUCUUUCCGUUGCUCUUCUCGCUUUGAGAAUCCUCUCCACACGAUGAGAGCCAAGUGGAGGAAGAAGCGUAUGCGCAGGCUGAAGCGUAAAAGGAGAAAGAUGAGGCAGAGGUCCAAGUAAAACCUGUCUCCCUGGCCGCUGUCGUCCCAUCAGACCCUCUCCAGAUGACUGACACCUGUGGCUUGUGAAAAGACCCAAACCCCAAUAUCUUGACGGUGUCUGGAGCCAGCUGUGGAUGUCUACCAACAAUGGACACAACUUCUAACAUCAGCGGCGCCUGCUUUGUUCAUGGACCAGAAUGAAAUAACAUCUCCUGUGGUGUAUUGAACAAUAAAUCAACAUCGUUUAUAAUCUGA